This is a messenger RNA of Osmia bicornis bicornis, 1265 nucleotides long. Its product is annotated as phosphoribosyl pyrophosphate synthase-associated protein 2. Gene Ontology annotation, molecular function: magnesium ion binding; ribose phosphate diphosphokinase activity. The record is from RefSeq and is a predicted model, not a curated record. Gene Ontology annotation, cellular component: cytoplasm; ribose phosphate diphosphokinase complex. Gene Ontology annotation, biological process: purine nucleotide biosynthetic process; 5-phosphoribose 1-diphosphate biosynthetic process. The coding region runs from base 151 to 1248 and encodes 365 amino acids. The transcript is spliced from 6 exons. Lineage: Eukaryota; Metazoa; Arthropoda; Insecta; Hymenoptera; Megachilidae.
UAUCUUGUGACGUUUACAAGCAACUGGACCGGUAAAUACAGGCUGAUCGUGGUCGUUUUGGGCGCUAGUGGACUUUACUCCUAUAAAGUAUUUACAUACAAUAACCUGCUGUUUGCCUAAUCAUGUAAUCUUUAUUUAUCUUUAUUUAAAAUGAAAUGUUACCUAAUAAAAAGCAACAAUAAUAUGGACAAACCAGUAUCAUCAGAUAUUGUACUUAUUGCAGGCAAUUCUCAUCCAGAGUUAGCUAACCUUAUUGCUAACCGAUUAGGUGUUAAACAUGGAGGAUGCUCCGUAUAUCACAAGUCAAACCGUGAAACUAUGGUUGAAAUUGGAGAUUCUGUACGGAGCAAAGAUCUUUACAUUAUUCAAACUGGAACAAAGGAUGUGAACAAUAACAUAAUGGAGCUUUUGAUCAUGGCUUAUGCUUGCAAAACUUCAUCUGCAAAAAAUAUUGUCGGUGUUAUUCCUUAUUUACCAUACUCUAAACAGUGCAAAAUGCGUAAACGAGGAUGCAUAGUUUCUAAGCUGCUAGCAAAGAUGCUAUGCAAGAGCGGUUUAACUCAUAUAAUUACAAUGGACCUGCAUCAAAAAGAAAUACAAGGAUUUUUUGAUGUACCAGUUGAUAAUUUACGUGCUAGUCCAUUUUUACUACAAUAUAUUCAAGAAUCUAUUCCAGAUUAUCAUAAUUCAGUGAUAGUCGCAAGAAAUCCUGGCAGUGCGAAAAAAGCAACUAGUUACGCGGAAAGAUUACGAUUGGGAAUAGCGGUAAUCCAUGGAGAACAAAGGGAAGCCGAAUCGGAUAUGAAUGAUGGGCGUUACUCUCCUCCGGCUCUGGCUUCGCGAACUAUGGAAGUCGGAGUUGGUGUUCCGAUGCAUCCAGCAAAAGAAAAGCCACCGAUUAAUGUUGUAGGGGAUGUCGGUGGACGUAUAGCCAUUAUGGUGGAUGACAUGAUAGAUGAUGUUCAAUCUUAUGUAGCUGCAGCCGAAGUUCUUAAGGAAAGAGGAGCGUGUAAAAUUUAUGUUUUAGCCACACAUGGUCUCCUAAGCUCUGAUGCUCCGAGAUUAAUAGAAGAAUCUCCGAUUGACGAGGUUGUUGUUACAAAUACAGUUCCUCAUGAUGUUCAAAAGAUGCAAUGUCCGAAAAUAAAGACUGUUGAUAUCAGUAUUCUGCUAGCAGAGGCUAUUAGACGUAUUCACAAUAAGGAGUCUAUGUCGUACUUGUUCAAAAAUGUUACUCUAGAAGAUUAAAACCAAUAUUUUAAUUA